Lodderomyces pseudojiufengensis is the source of this 1377-nucleotide messenger RNA. It is a transcript of the gene DCW1, whose product is annotated as putative mannan endo-1,6-alpha-mannosidase. Gene Ontology annotation, molecular function: mannan endo-1,6-alpha-mannosidase activity. NCBI's taxonomy places the organism in Eukaryota, Fungi, Ascomycota, Pichiomycetes, Serinales, Debaryomycetaceae. The record is from RefSeq and is a predicted model, not a curated record. Gene Ontology annotation, biological process: budding cell bud growth; carbohydrate catabolic process; fungal-type cell wall biogenesis. The transcript has a single exon. The coding region runs from base 1 to 1377 and encodes 458 amino acids.
AUGAGAUAUUAUUUAUCAUAUUAUUAUAUAUUAUUAUUAUCAAUUACAACUACCAUCUAUGGUAUACAUCUAGAUACAAAUAAUGAAACGUCAAUACGAGAAAGUUGUGACAUAAUAGCAAAGGGUUUAUUAGACUAUUAUGAUGGUACUAAGUACGGAGGUACAAUUGGAGAAUUUACAUGGCCAUAUUAUUGGUGGGAAGCCGGCGGAGCUUGGGGAGGUUUGAUCGACUAUACUGCUUUCUUUGAAAAUGAUACAUUAGUUCCGUUAAUUAAACAAGCAUUACUAUAUCAAACUGGUGACGAUUUGAAUUAUAUACCAUUAAAUCAAAGUACAACCGAAGGUAAUGAUGAUCAAGGAUUUUGGGGAAUUGCAGCUAUGGGAGCAGCUGAAAGAAAUUUUAGUAGUCCCGAUGAUGAGAAAUUAAGUUGGUUAGGUUUAACUCAGGCUGUUUUCAAUACAAUGACAGCUAGAUGGGAUUCUGAUGAUUGUAAUGGUGGUUUGAGAUGGCAGAUUUUUCAAUGGAAUACUGGAUAUGAUUAUAAAAAUUCUGUUUCAAAUGGUUGUUUAUUUCAUAUUGCUGCUAGAUUAGCAAGAUUCACUGGUAAUGAUUCAUACGUUGAGUGGGCAGAAAGAGUUUGGGACUGGAUGUAUGGAGUUGGUUUAAUGACAGAGGGGGAUUGGUGGUUCGUAUAUGACGGGGUUAAAAUUCAUGAUAAUUGUACGGCUAUUACUAAAUAUCAAUGGACAUACAAUCAAGGUAUGAUGUUGGCGGGUUGUGCUUAUUUAUAUAAUUAUACUGAAGAGCCAAAAUGGUAUAAUUAUACUAUGAGUUUGUUAGAUAGUGCUCAAGUAUUUUUCAAAAAUAUGUCAGAUUAUGGUUAUCCCGAGAGUUCCGUUAUGUAUGAAGCUGCUUGUCAACCAUCAUAUACAUGUAAUAAUGACCAGAGAUCUUUCAAAGCUUAUUUUUCAAGAUUUUUGGGUUUAACAUCAGUAUUGGUUCCUGAUACCUACCCGAGGAUACAUAAAUGGUUAGUUGAUUCAUCCAAUGCUGCUGCAGGUUCAUGUUCAGGAGGAUCAGAUGGUGUUACAUGUGGAUUGAGUUGGACGAACUGGACUGUAGGUUGGGAUACAUAUUAUGGACUUGGAGAACAAAUGUCAGCUUUAGAAUGUAUUCAAAAUUUGGUAGUAAAACCACCUUUAAAAAUGUCUGAUUUUGAAGUAAAACCAGAAUCAAUGCCUUGGUUAGGUUAUCCAAAGCAUCCAGAAAAUGCUAAGUCCCUUGAUCUUCAUACAAAAGAUUAUGGUGGAGCAGGUGUAAUUACAGCUAUAAUUGGAAUUUCAAUAAUCGGGUGUUUUAUAUGGUUAAUUGUUUAG